UUUAUAUAAGUACGUCUUAUUCUGGAAGCACUUUCCUAUAUAAGCAUCUAAAGACCUCUAUCAACAAUCCGCACACAACUAAUUAAACCACACCGCUCAUUUUAGUUCCUUACUAGUUGCACUUGAGAUCUUGGAGAUGGACAUCUCUUUUGCUGGAUGCGUAGCUCUCUGUGGGGUUACGCUUGUGAGUGCAUGGCUAGUACACUGGGUAUACAGAUGGAUGAACCCUUUCUGCAACGGGGUUCUUCCUCCCGGCUCCAUGGGGUUCCCCAUUAUUGGUGAGACCUUGGCCUUCCUCAAGGCAAGCCCUUCCUUGGACAUCCCAGACUACUUCAAACUAAGGAUGAAGAGGUAUGGUCCGGUUUUCAAGACGAGCUUGCUGGGGCAGCCGGCGGUGAUCUCCACCGACGCGGAGGCCAACCGGUUUAUCCUUCAGCAGGAAGGCACCAUGUUCCGUCUUGGGUACCCUCGGGCACUCACCAAGAUAUUCGGCGAGAAGAGCAUCGAGGCCUUCCAUGGCACCAUCCACAAGUUCAUCCGUAGAUGCGCCUACAUGUUGUUCGGCCUCCAGACCCUCAAGGAGACGCUCCUCCCUGAGAUGGAGGCCUCCGUGAGGGAGCGCCUCGCCGCGUGGGCCGCCAUGCCCAGCGUCGACGUGCGUGGCGGUGCGCCCGAUAUUAUGUUCGAGCUGGUGACUAGGAAAUGCCUGGGAUUCGAUUCCACAAAGUCCAGGGAGCUGAGGAGCAAGUUCGACACGCUUUUCUCAGGGCUCUUCUCAUUCCCGAUAUAUUUCCCUGGGACACCAUUUUACCGAUGCAUGCAGGCAAGGAAAAAUAUUCACAAGACACUGCGGGAUACGUUGGCAGAGAGGUUAGGUGCACCAGCGAAGAAACAUGGCGACCUCCUCGACAUAAUCGUCGAGGAGCUGCAGGGUGAAGAGCCAUCGAUAAGUGAGGAUUUUGCUAUUGAUAUGCUCUCCACCUUGUUGUUCGCCAGCGUCUUCACGCUGUCAGGAACCAUCGCUGUAGCAUUCAAGUCACUCCAUGACAACCCGGACGUUGUCCAGGCGCUCCAGAAGGAGAACCGGGCUAUGCUCAAUGGUCGAAUGGGUGGGUGCUCCGGGCUCACAUGGGAGGAGUACAAGUCAUUGACAUUCACUAAUCAGGUGACCAAUGAGAUCAUUCGAAUAAGCAAUGCUGCACUUGUAGUAUUUAGAAAAGCUCUUACAGAUGCACAAGUCAAUGGCUAUACAAUUCCAGCUGGAUGGCUGGUCAUAGUCAACCCCAUGGCAGUUCAUCUGAACGGAGAAUUGUUCGAAGAUCCACUCAAAUUUAACCCAUGGAGGUGGAUGGAUGAGUCAAAGCGCAGCGCAAUGCUGAAGAAUUUCAUGCCAUUUGGAGCAGGCAUCAGGGUUUGUCCUGCCGCAGAGUUUGUCAAGCUGCUCGUAACACUUACCCUCCAUGUCUUGGUGACCGAGUAUAAAUGGGAAGAAAUGAAACAAACAGAUGUAUUCAGAAGUGGAGAUGUUAUGUUCCCGCAGGGCUACCACAUUCGACUUCAACCCCAAGACGAUAACUGAUGCAUACAUAUACCAACAGGAAACUAAGCCUAUGAGACUUCUCAGUUCUACCACAAUAUCUAAAUGUCAUGGUUAUGAACCCGGAUGUUUCUAUGGACUACUAAGCAUUAUACCCUUGUUACUUGGGGCAUUCAUGUGAACUGGAUUUUGCAUUAUUGUUUUCACAUCUAUUUGGACGGUGUUACCAAUCGUCAUUUUGUUUACCAUUGAAUAAAAGUGCCAUCAUAUAUCCUAUGACUAUAAAUCUGGUAUUUAAGUGAGUUUGCCCGGUUAUUUUUCUUCCAUGGUGUGCAUUUGUAUUCGAUUGAACUGUGUUUGAUAUGACAGCAAGAAAAUAAAAG
Molecule: messenger RNA, 1920 nt
Organism: Aegilops tauschii subsp. strangulata
Lineage: Eukaryota; Viridiplantae; Streptophyta; Magnoliopsida; Poales; Poaceae
Product: cytochrome P450 87A3-like
Biological process (GO): brassinosteroid biosynthetic process; multicellular organism development; brassinosteroid homeostasis
Molecular function (GO): monooxygenase activity; oxidoreductase activity, acting on paired donors, with incorporation or reduction of molecular oxygen; iron ion binding
Source: RefSeq, a predicted model, not a curated record